Molecule: messenger RNA, 1774 nt
Organism: Procambarus clarkii (red swamp crayfish)
Lineage: Eukaryota; Metazoa; Arthropoda; Malacostraca; Decapoda; Cambaridae
Product: venom protease
Biological process (GO): proteolysis
Molecular function (GO): serine-type endopeptidase activity
Source: RefSeq, a predicted model, not a curated record
AGAGCUGAGAAAGCCAGGGUGGACAAGUUCAGUCAGUUGCUUAGUGGACGCCGGCGGGUAGAGACGCGCACCACGGCUGGUCAACAUGUGUCUGCUGCAUGUUAUUGUUGCUGUACUGGCAACUGUGUCCAUCACGCAUGGACAGGGGCUGGUGUUCGAGCGAGAGGGGGACCCAUGCAAGCUCACCGGCGGGAAGUCCGGCCGCUGUGUGGACAUCCUCUCGUGCCCAGGUGUCCACGGGACCUCCAGCACAAGCCCACCUCAGAUAUGCUGGUACACCGCUACCUUUCCCAUAGUUUGCUGUCCUGUAACUGAAGGAAGCGAGACUGAAAGUGUGGACGAGGCGCUCCUGCCGGAGACCUCGCCCCCAACCCUCAACUUUGAGUGCGGUUUAAGCAAACCUCGGAUCACUUUCAUACCAUUCGGUAACGAGGCCUUCAACCUACAGCCAAGACAAGGCAGACCACCAGACGAGAUCGUCACCAGCAGAAGGGUUGGAGUCGUAGAGGUGACUGGCGGCGCCAUGGCAAAGAUCAACGCCUGGCCUUGGAUGGCGCUGCUGGGGGAGCGCAAAGGGCCGGACAUAAACUGGUUCUGCGGAGGUGUUCUCAUUAAUGACCAGUGGGUCCUCUCUGCUCUACACUGCCUCGAAGCCAAUGACGCUGAGGUUGUCCGUCUUGGCGAGCACGAUUACAAGAAUGACAAUGACGGCGCUGCUCACGAAGACUUCGGUGUGGCGGACACGGUCCUACACCCAGACUACAUCUAUCCUCAGGCCUACCACGAUCUGGCACUCAUCAGGCUCGACCGAAAAGUGAAAAUACAAAGGCACAUGAUGCCUGUGUGUCUGCCCUGGGGGAGGGAGAUGACCACCAACCUCACCAGACAAAAGGUCAAGCUUACUGGCUGGGGGGAGACCACGUAUGGCGGGUCUCUCAGCUCGACACUACAAGAGGUGGAGUUGACAGUGUUUCCGCCAUCAAGGUGUGAUCGCAGCUACUCGCAGCUGGACAGCUACAGUGAGAGAUGGCCUCAAGGUAUAGGAGACAAGACCAUCUGUGCCGGCGACGGAAAAGGAGGAAGAGAUGCUUGUCAGGGCGACUCCGGAGGUCCCAUCGUGACCCAAAACUCUGUUGGCCGCUACACCUUGGCUGGCAUAGUCUCCCGUGGGUACGGCUGCGGCCACAAGGACUUUCCUGGUCUCUACGUCAACAUGCGGCACCCACAACACCUCGCCUGGGUCAAGAAAGUCGCAUUUGGUUGACCCCUGGCAUCCUGUCAGCCUCUGUCACUCGUAAUACUUGGCCUUCGUCACUCCCGUAACCGAAACCCAACCACCUGGGCUGGAUAGUAGAGCGAUGGUCUUGCUUCUUGCAGGUCUUUCAGUCUCCGACCGUCCAUGUGGUUAGGAACCAUUUCUUCCCCCCGUCCCAUUCCAAAUCCUUAUCUUGAUCCCUUCCAAGUGAUAUAUAGUCGUAAUGGACUUGGCGCUUUCCCCUGAUAGUUCCCUUCCCUUCCCGUGUCCGAAGUAACUGAAUCCUGGUGUGCUGGCACUACAGUAGACGAUAGCAUGCUACAGCAUCCCGGUACAUGCCCGUCAAGGAACUGUUCGCAUGAUAACUCGUUCCGCCACUUCUGUCACCAUAAAAAAGACACCAUUAGAGGUCACGAUGAAAGUGAAACCUAGAUUUUUGUUAAUGUUAGCCUGGAAAUCAGUGUAAUAAGGACAGUGUUUUAUAAUGAGACUAUUUGUUUUAAUAAAUUUUAAAAGAAA